Molecule: messenger RNA, 1029 nt
Organism: Aspergillus affinis
Lineage: Eukaryota; Fungi; Ascomycota; Eurotiomycetes; Eurotiales; Aspergillaceae
Product: putative FHA domain protein SNIP1
Exons: 1
Coding region: 1-1029 (342 amino acids)
Biological process (GO): mRNA splicing, via spliceosome; maintenance of RNA location
Cellular component (GO): nucleus
Molecular function (GO): mRNA binding; protein binding
Source: RefSeq, a predicted model, not a curated record
AUGGCCGAAUCGCCCGAUGGCUACCGUGACCGAAAGCGGCAUCGCUCGCCGCGCGACUCCCCAGGCCCUUCGCAUGACCGCGACCGACGGAGGCGUGGUGACGACGAUCACGAGAGCAGCUCACGACGCCGCGAUGACCACCGAAGCUCGCGCCGGGACAGUCCGCGAAGAAAGUCCUCUCGCAGUCCAUCCGGUCGAAGCAGCCACCACAGAGACUCCGACCGCCGUCGUCGAGAGUGUCGAGACCGCGACCGGAGUCCAGACGACGACCGAAGAAGACGCCGGCACCGCUCUCCCGACGAACGGCGAUCUCAUCGACGCCACCGGGACCGAGAUGGAGACGACGAUAGGAAAAGAGAUAGGGAAAGGGAAAGGCCCUCUCGAAGGCAUCGAAGCACCUCCCAUUCCCGCUCGCCGGCCCGACGCUCGCGAAGCCCACCAUCGCGCGAGGUGAAACGGUCGCGAGGACCUCUUCCUUCGCAGAACGACGCAUACAAAUCGGAGGUGCCGCAAGGAGGGGAUUCCGUGGCUCCGCCGGUUGAGAAAGAGAAGCCGAACUUUGGCAACACGGGCCGCUUGGCGGCGGAGAGCAACACCGUCGCGGUCAACGGGGAGUCGGUCGUUCUCAAGUAUCACGAGCCUCCGGAAGCGCGCAAACCACCCGGCAAAGAGCCCUGGCGGCUCUACGUGUUCAAAGGUGAGGACUUGCUGGAAGUGGUCCAGCUGAACGAACGCAGCUGCUGGCUCAUCGGACGAGAGCGGUUGGUGGUGGAUUUCCCGUUGGAUCACCCGAGUUGCUCGAAGCAGCACGCCGCCUUGCAGUUUCGGUUCGUCGACAAGCGCAACGAAUUCGGCGAUCGCAUCGGAAAAGUCAAGCCUUAUCUCAUUGACUUGGAGAGUGCCAACGGGUCGAGCGUGAAUGGAGAACCUGUCCCAGGCGGAAGGUAUGUGGAAGUGAGAGACAAGGAUGUGCUCAAGUUCGGUCUAAGCAGUCGAGAAUAUGUCCUUAUGCUACCUCCGCCGGAAUAA